This is a messenger RNA of Emiliania huxleyi CCMP1516, 1263 nucleotides long. RefSeq lists its product as hypothetical. Gene Ontology annotation, molecular function: ATP binding; protein kinase activity. The transcript is spliced from 3 exons. NCBI's taxonomy places the organism in Eukaryota, Haptophyta, Isochrysidales, Noelaerhabdaceae. The annotation marks the transcript as partial. The record is from RefSeq and is a predicted model, not a curated record. Gene Ontology annotation, biological process: protein phosphorylation.
GCGCUCAAGGCGGCGAUCAACGCGAACGUCGAAGCCGCCGACGGCUCCGAGGCGCUGCGGGCUGCGCGGCGGCUGCGCGAUGAUCUGGCGGAGCGCAAGGCCCGCGAGGCCAAGGCCCUGAAGCGGCAGCGGCAGAAGGAGGCGCGCAAGGUGGGCGAGGGCGGCUUCGGGCGCGUCUACCGCUGCGACGCGCUGCCGUCGCUUCCUCGCGUCGCUUGCGGGUUCGCCGUCAAGACGGCGCUGGUCGGUGUCGGCGCCAAAGGCCUCGCCGAGCUGCAGAGCGAGGUGCGCACGCUCAGCGCGGCGUGCCACCCGUCCCUGCUCCCUCUGCUCGGCGUCUGCUUGGCACCGGCGAGAGCUUGCCUCGUCUACCCCCUCUGCCGCGGCGGCAGCCUCGAGGACCGCAUCUACCGCACUCCAGCUGCACUGCAGCGGCUCCGCAUGCUCGGCUUCGAGACGCCGCCUCCGCUGCUCUCCUCCGCCGCACGGCUCCGCGUCUUGCGCGACGCGGCGAGCGCGCUGCACUACCUGCACACGCUCUCGCCCAUGAUCCUGCACCGCGACGUCUCGGCGGGCAACAUCCUGCUCGACGAGCGCGGCAAUGGAUUCCUCGCCGACGUGGGCCUCGCGCGCGCGGCGGAGGCGACGGCCGGGCAGGUCUCGCACUUGUCGACGCAGCGGAUCUUUGGCAAGCCUGGCUACAUCGACCCGAUCGUCCUCAACGACGGUCAGGCUUCGCAGCUCACCGACGGCUUUGCGCUCGGCAUCACGUUGCUCGUCAGCCUGACCGGCCGCGGCGCUCUCGGCUUGCUCAACGCGUGCGACGGCGCGCUGGAGGAGCCCGACACGGCGGAGGCCAUUGCGGCGGCCGACGCGGGCUGGUCGGCGGCGCAGGCCGAGGAGCUGGUGCGGCUAGUGGUCGGGCUGGCGUACGAGCGGAAGCGGAAGCGGAUGCCGCUCGCGGAAGCACUGCUGCGGCUGGAGGCGCUGGUGGAGGCGGACGUCGCGACGGCGACAUCGCCACCGCACGUCGCAGGGGUGGCGGUAGCCGAGGCGGGCGGGAACGCUCGCCAGUGCGACUUGUGCUGGUCAGCGCCGCGCUCGGUGCGCUUCGCUUGCGGCCACGCGCUGUACUGCGAGACAUGCGCGCCGCGCGUGAUGGAGCGCGACACCAACUGCCCGGCCUGCCGCCAGCCGGCGCUUCCCAUCGCCGCAGUCGGAGCGCAUGUUGCGGCGCAGACCACGGCCAACCGCAGCCCGUAG